Molecule: messenger RNA, 579 nt
Organism: Cryptotermes secundus
Lineage: Eukaryota; Metazoa; Arthropoda; Insecta; Blattodea; Kalotermitidae
Product: piggyBac transposable element-derived protein 4-like
Exons: 1
Coding region: 1-579 (192 amino acids)
Source: RefSeq, a predicted model, not a curated record
AUGGCUGAAACAAGCAAGAGACGUUCAUGUGUGUUGAGUGACGAGGACAUACAGUGUUUGGUUGAAAGUGAUUCGGAACAAAGUCUGCCAGAUUCGGAUUUUGACUCUGAAAACGAGUUAGAUGAUCAUGCCUUGAUGGAUGCUGCUGGAAAUGAGGGCAGCGAUGAAGAUAACAGUGCAAAUCAAGAAUUCGUUUGGGAGGAUAUGGAGAACUACAGGGGUCAGAGAGAACAUUUCACAGGCAGUGCCGGAGCUCAAGGCCCUGCGAAAGAUGUAACGGAAAUUGUGGACAUUUUCGAGUUGUUUUUCGACAAGGAACUUAUUGAGACCAUAGUUGCAGAAACAAAUAGAUACGCGGAGCAGUUUCUACGGGGGCGUGAACCAUCAGCGAGGUCGCAUUCUAAGGCAUGGAAACCCGUGACAGAGGGAGAGAUUUAUGUUGUCUUGGGUUUGUUCAUGCUCAUGGGCAUUGUACAGAAACCAACUCUUCAGUCUUAUUUUACAACAAAAGGAGUAAUUUCAACGCCAGGAUAUAGAGACAUUAUAACAGGAGACAGACUGGAGCUAAUAUGUAAAUAA